Messenger RNA from Salvia splendens (bonfire salvia), 2127 nucleotides. RefSeq lists its product as uncharacterized. The coding region runs from base 499 to 2058 and encodes 519 amino acids. The record is from RefSeq and is a predicted model, not a curated record. NCBI's taxonomy places the organism in Eukaryota, Viridiplantae, Streptophyta, Magnoliopsida, Lamiales, Lamiaceae. The transcript is spliced from 10 exons.
AAUAUAUGGGACUAAAACAAUGAAUGCAUUUAUUGCUAAGUGCGACGACUUGAUUAGUGAUUAUGAUUUGGGGCCGGUAAUUCUACAUCCUCACCAACUAAUUAAUUUCUUUCUUAUAUAUGGCUAAACAGAAUGACACGCACACACCACACACACGGCUGAAUAUUUUUAUAUGUUUGGCUUUGUUUUAUUUCUUGGAUUUUGGAGGAGUGAAAAAAUGCAGCAUUGUUGAAUUUCGUUACGUUCAAGAAAAAGGGCCCCAAUCAGCUGAAGUUGUCUCCUCCCUUUUUGUUUUGAGAUCUGCAACUCUUUUCUGUCAAAAUCAAAUCCUAGAUUUUGUUGAACUCCAAAUACCAACUGGGUUUUGUUUCAAGCUACAGAAAUUCUCAAUACUGUUUUCUGCUUGUUUGCUGAUCAUUCUCCAGCGGCAGCCUUCAUUCCAGCCUCCACCGCGUUUCACUCCAUAUAAAAUAAUCUUUCAUUUCUUGGAAUGCUAAUAUGGAUGGGAAAGGUACUAUAUCAGAUUACAGAAGCAAGAUGGACACAACACUAGCCUCGCCCGAUUUGACAAACCACGAAAAGCUUCAAACUCUAGUGAGGAAUCAAAUCUUGCAAUAUUCAGAUCUCCAGCUUGAAGGAUGCAUUGAGAAUGUGAUUGAGAGGAGAAGCAAUGAGUUGUCCAAUUUUCUUGGCAUGUUGAGGAGUACUGCUGAUUCUGACAGAUCGAAUUCUUCCUGGAAAGUAAAACAUGACACUGAAGAAUUUAGGGUCAUGUAUCGGGAAGGACCUGAAGGAACUCCACUUCACACACUGCUUGUCGAGGGCUACGUGGAUGGGCCACUUGAUGUUUGUAUGUGUAUUUCAUGGGAGUCUGGCCUCUACAGCAAAUGGUGGCCUCAAACUGCCAUUCCGAGUUUCAAAGUCAUUUCCUCGCGUUGUCUGCAGAGAGUUGGACCUGGCGAACAGAUAUCACUAGUGAGGAUGAAGGUUUCAUGGCCACUAUCAAGCAGAGAGGCCGUGAUUCAUUAUUUUGCGUUCGAGUACUUCCAGGACGAUCUAAUGGUGGUGCUCCUCAACUCGAUCUCCGACUCAGAGACAAUAAACAGACAUAGUCAUGGAUUCACGAGAGAUGGGAUACCUAAUGCAGAGGAAUUGGUGAGGAUAGAUGUGGUGGGAGGGUUUGCAUUGCAGAAGGUGACUGCAGAGAGGAGUUACUUCCGGACGAUAGCAAACAUGGAUAUCAAACUAGACUUUGUUCCUCCCUCGUUCCUCAACUUCGUCUCAAGGCAGCUUGCAGGCAGUGGUUUCAAUCUCUACAAAAAGGUAGAGCAUUUUGGAUUAUGCAAGAAUGCCCAACCAUCUUACACUUGCUUUAUUGAGACAUCACAGGAAGUUGCUUCAGUUUCUAAAGGCGAUCAGAAGUUCUGCGAGGCUUUGAAGGAUCCACUUUAUGCUCGUAUCCGUCAGGCUCUUGAUCCUUAUAACUCAGCAGUUGCAGGAGAUGAGAAGAAGAGCACAUUUGGUAUGCAAAGUAGAGAAGAAGAUGACAAUGCCGUGGACUCAGAAGCAAAGAGAAACGAGGUUGAAAAAUCCGAAGGAGGCGAAAUGAUGGAUGAUUGCAGCUUGAAAUCAGCAUAUUGCACAAGUGAUGGUUACUGCAGUGGUGGCGAGGAAGAAGGCUGUAAAGACGAAACAACAGAAGGUUGUAGAGACGAAACGAGGAAGGAGGUUCGUAUCAGUGGGGAGGUAGCGAAGGCUCUGCUAACAUUAGAAAAUGUGAUUGCCAUAUUCAACAAGCAGCAGAGAAGUGAAACUAAUUUAGAGAAUGAUCAAAUCAGUGGAAGCUCCACUUCAGUUGAACCAACCAUCAUUUUGGAGAAUCAUGCUUCCAGGUUGAGAAGGGAGACAAGUGAGAGCAAAGUAGAGAUAUCUAAUUCUAAGAACCGCGCUUUGCAAUUGCAACCAUCCAUGAAUCACAAUCUUGAAAAUGUAACUAAAAAUGAAAAACAUAGAUUUUGCUGCUUUGCCCUUCAUUUACCAUUACUCAGAAUCAGAUGAUGUAUAUAUGGAGGAAAUAGAUCAAUCAAAAUGAAAACAUCUUUCUUUUUUUGCUUCCCAUUUUCUAAA